Anthonomus grandis grandis is the source of this 13412-nucleotide messenger RNA. RefSeq names its product activin receptor type-1 (gene sax). The record is from RefSeq and is a predicted model, not a curated record. Gene Ontology annotation, molecular function: transforming growth factor beta receptor activity, type I; ATP binding; metal ion binding. NCBI's taxonomy places the organism in Eukaryota, Metazoa, Arthropoda, Insecta, Coleoptera, Curculionidae. The transcript has 9 exons. The coding region runs from base 24 to 1751 and encodes 575 amino acids. Gene Ontology annotation, biological process: cellular response to growth factor stimulus; dorsal/ventral pattern formation; protein phosphorylation. Gene Ontology annotation, cellular component: plasma membrane; BMP receptor complex.
ACCCUAGCUAUACCAGAAGUAAAAUGGCUUCCACAAGAUUUGUUAAUUGUUUGUUUAUAUUCUUAAUUUUAUAUUAUGCUUCAGUGGAGAUUGAGGCAGCAAUACAAAAGAAACCUGUCCUCAAGGAGGAAACAGAUGAUGAUGAAGAUUACAAUGAAAACUAUCCAUGGGAACCUCCACCUCACACAAAUGACCUGCUAAACAGACAGGAAAACAUUAAUAUGUUGCAAUAUAGCCAGCCAAAAGGCUACCAAUGCUACUCUUGUGAUCCCCCAAACUGUGACCAUCCUAGUGUGUGCCAUAAUGCAGUCCAGUGUUGGAAGUCUCGAGUUAGAGAAAGUUCUGGUGACGAAAGUAUUUCAAGAGGCUGCACCACCAAAUCUGAGCAGUUAAUUUUUAUGUGUAAAACCCCUUCUUUUACUGCUCAACAUAAAAGGCAUGCUAGUGGACAGUAUAGAGUUGAAUGUUGUGAAGGUAAUUUUUGCAACAACGGAACAUUUCCCGAUCUCCCUCCGGCUUUUAAGGAGACAUAUAAUCCUUACUCCGAGUCGGUGAUGUUUGUCCUUAAAAUGGUUGCAGCAAUAUUGGGUCCGGUAGUGAUUUUAGGGUCACUAGGAAUGCUUGUUUUGUAUCUUUUAAGGCGGAUGCACAGGAAUAGACUGUGUAAUGAGAGUCGAAUGGAUCCAGAACAGUAUUACGCGGCCGACGAACAACUGCUGAGGGCCACGGCAGCCGGCGACAGCACAUUAAGAGAAUACUUGGAACAAUCGAUGACGUCCGGCAGUGGCUCGGGGUUGCCGUUGCUCAUUCAGCGCACUAUGGCGAAGCAAAUCUCUUUGGUGGAGUGUAUCGGAAAGGGCCGAUACGGCGAAGUGUGGAGAGGCGUUUGGCAUGGGGAAAGUGUCGCCGUCAAAAUCUUUUUCUCUAGAGACGAGGCUAGUUGGAACAGAGAGACCGAAAUUUACAGUACAAUCCUGCUGAGGCAUGAGAACAUCCUCGGUUACAUUGGUUCCGAUAUGACGUCCAGGAACUCUUGCACCCAACUGUGGCUGAUAACUCACUAUCAUUCUUCGGGCAGUUUGUAUGAUUACUUGAACCACACCACUUUAAGCCAUGCUCAAAUGAUGAAAAUUUGCCUGUCGAUCGCUAAUGGGCUGGUGCAUUUGCAUACUGAGAUUUUUGGAACAGAGGGUAAACCGGCGAUAGCACACAGAGACAUAAAAACGAAAAACAUCCUGGUGAGGAACAACGGGACGUGUUGCAUAGCAGAUUUUGGACUUGCAGUGACUCAUUCGCAAACGACAGACAAACUUGACGUCGGUUCUAAUCCACGGGUGGGAACCAAGAGGUAUAUGGCCCCGGAGGUCCUAGACGAAACGAUUCGUAUGGACUAUUUCGACUCGUUCCGUCGCGCGGACAUUUACGCCUUCGGUCUCGUUUUGUGGGAAAUCUGCAGACGGGCGGUCAGCAACGGAAUCGUCGAGGACUACAAACCGCCGUUUUACGACGUGGUGCCCAGCGAUCCCAGUUUCGAGGACAUGCGCAAAGUGGUGUCCGUCGAUCAGCAAAGGCCCAACGUGCCCAACCGUUGGACCAGCGAUCAAGUUUUAAGCGGGAUGGCCAAAUUAAUGAAAGAGUGCUGGCAUCAGAACCCGAACGUACGACUGCCAGCCCUCAGGAUUAAGAAAACGUUGGCUAAAAUCGCCAAUUCCGAUAAUUUGAUCAUCUUAGAAGAGGAGGUGUGUGUGUGAAAGUGAGAGAUACGGCCUGAAAGUAAGUGAAGUUUAUGAGGUGAGUGUGAGUAGAGAGGGAAGUUGAAGUUGUAGAUUAAAAAAGGGGUUUCUUUAUUGGUAAAUUUACCAAAAUGGUAGACGAGAUUUACAUUUUAAUCCUAAAUUUACAUAAUACGUAUAUAUUUAUAGAAAUUUUUGUCUUUUUAAGUGACUUCAAGAGAAUUGUGAAAAAUUCCGAACUGAUCUUAAAAAUCAUUCUUAUCAGAAGUUUCGGUUUCGAUUGGACAUCAUCGACUUUUUUUUUAACCUUUUUAUUUAAUAUUUUGCCUCGAAAAUUAAUAGACUGAGGAGGAGUCCGACUCAUUUUUUGGAAAUUUCGCCAUAAAGAUUUCAAUUUUUAUUUUCAAAAAUAUUUUUUUUUUAGUUUUUUUUUAAAUAACUUUUUUCGAAAAUUUUUUCCACAACAAAGACAAAAAAUAAUUUUUCACUGUUGUAGAAUUGUUUAGGGAAAUAUUUAUAAAAACCAAUUUUUAAUUUUUUUUUCAAAAAGCAUUUUUUUGGAUUUUGAAAAAACUGUUUUUAUUUAAUUUGGAAUUUUUUGCUAAAUCUCUCUUUUUACGGUUCACUGUAGAGUUUGUUUUAAAAAAAAAUUUGGGAACUUUUUCGUAAUAAAUGAAAUAAAUGAGUUUUUUUUUCAUUAGAAUUAUAGGAAAAAAUCACAAUUUUUGAAAAAUUUUCCAAAUAAUUUUUCUAUACCUUUUCUCUCCCCACUUCUGGGAUCUAUUUUGGAAAUUUUGUCAAAAGGAAACAUUUUCAUUAAAUUUGUAUCUCGAAAAAACUGUUUUUUUAACAAUUCCUUUAAAUAAAUGAUGAAUGACUUAUUUGACGAUAUAUCGUAUAUCGCCGGUUAUAACCGGCACUCCAAAAAAAAAAAAACACCCCGCUAUUUUUGAUAUUCUUUUCGGAGAUUUUUUCAAAAAUGCAUUUUUUCUCAAUUAAUAUUUUUUCCUCAAUUUUGCAUUAAAGAAAAAAAAAAUUAUAUUCAUUUAAAGCAUUCUUCAAAAAAAAAAUCUUCAAAAAAAUAUGCAUAUGCAAGUUGCGUCAUAGAUAAAAAAUGAAAAAUAGGUAAAAACAACAAAGUAAAGUACAAAAAAUCUUAACCUAAUUAAAAUUUUAGUAAACAUAAUAAAAUGCAACUACUAUAAAUUAAUCAUAUUUAUGUACUUUUUUUAAAAACACUGUUAUAAAAAAACGAAGUGAAUUUUAAACACUACUUCCAUAUUUUACGAUUCAUUUUACACUGUUUAAGGAUUUAAUAAAAGGAAAGAUGUUAAAAAUUAAAUGCAGAAGAAAACAUGCAACAUUAAAAAAAGUUGCACCACCCCAUAUUAGGAGCCAUGGUAUCCUAAUAUGGGGUACCCAAUUUAAUAUGUAGAAACUAAAAAUAACCAAAAUAUGUUUGUUUUUUUUGUAUAAAAGUAUUAUUUAUUAAAAAAAAACUAAAAAAAUAAUACGUAUUAUUUAUUAAAGUAAAUACCUAAAAGUUACAUGCGACCAAAAAGUCAAAACAAAUCUAUUUUAUAACGCAAAAGUCACAAAUAUAGUGACUUCUUUCACAACCAGCACACUCAACGUGAGCCCACUUGAAGCAGCCUUAGCACUUCACCCAUUCCUCGCCUCUGACAUAUUCAGAAAAUGGACUUUCGCAAAACAUACAAAUAGCAUCUUCCUCAAAGUUUUCUACCUCGUCAUCUGAAUCUUGAUAAUCCGGUUAAGGAGCCGAGUAUGAAGAAGAAGAACAGCAGGAUACUGAUCUCCCAUUUUUUCGUUUUUGUUUAGCCACUGAUAAUUUUUUUUUUCUUUUGGAAAGGUUUAAUUUUUUCUGUUGAUUUGGUUUUAAAUAACCAAUUUUUCUUUUAGUGCCCGAAGUUGAAGGUAAUUUUCUUUUUUCCAUGCUGCUUUCCAAUUCUUCUUUGUAGGGCGUGCUAGUUAUAACCGCAGCUUUACCACUUCUUGUACUCUUUUUUUUAAUAAUAUCUUUAGAAGUAGUUGGAACAGGCAUUAAAUUUGCAGGAGUAACCUGUUUCACAGCAGUAAUCUGUCUCUCUGGGGCAAUCCGUCUCUCAGAGCUUUUUUCUUUUGGCUCGUUGUUAUCUAAUUCAUCCUCUAUUGUUUCUAUUCCUAUAUUUUCUUCCUGAACUGUUUUUGCUUCUACUAGUUCUUCACCAGACAUAUCCUGCGCUUCUGCCACAAAGUCAUGUUCUUUAAAUAUGUUUCUGUCAGGAGGGAACAUUCCAGUUUUUCUAAAGCCGUUGAUGGUGGUGUCCAUGGUGGCCGCUUUUAUGUAGGCUUUUCCAAAAAGUUCUCCUAUCUGAUAGCCUGUUACUAUACGUCCGGGAUUCAACCUUAGCCAGUUUGUAAUUUCCGUGUGUAGUACGUUUUAAACGGAGACAUAAAAGCAACGUCCAAUGGUUGCAUCCGAUGAGUUGAAUGUGGUGGAAGGCAUAUUAUGUGAACAUAAUUUUCUCGCGCCACAGUUAUGACCUCCAAAUUUUUUGUCUGGGAAUAAUGGCCGUCAAGUAUUAAAACCACUGGAUCAUCAGAGCUAGGCUUUGUCAGAUUAAUAAAAUGGCGAAGCCAUUCCACAAAUAUUUCUUGUCGGAUCCAGCCAGAUAUAUGGCACGCAUAUUUUGAUCCUGGAGGAGUGCCAUUCAUAAGCUCCAUUUUCAUGUUUAUUCGUGGGAAAAUUAUAAAGGGCGGUAUGUAUACUCCUGUUGCACUAAAACACAUAACUGUGGUUAACAAAGACCCACGCUCAGCGGAGGUAAUAGCACCGAUUUGUUUUUUUCCUUUUUUUUCCCACGACUUUAACGUGCUUAUGUUGCACUAUGGUGAGGCCAGUUUUAUCGCAGUUAAAAAUUCUGGCUGGAUUAUGAUUUAUUUUUUCAAGAACUGGCUCACACAAAUCAAAAAAUGCUGCAACAUUUUCUCUAGUGAAGGAUUUCAUUCGUGCAUAUGAUAUUCCUUGAGGAGUUCGUAAUGAUAAUUCUUUGUGCCUUGACAGAAAACUGGUAAACCAUUUCUUCCCAGCAGAUUCUUUGGCUACGCUAAAUGGAUUUUUUAUAUUAUUAGCUUUGCAUAAGCUAUAUGCCAAUCUGCACACAUCUUUUUGUGUAAUACCAAAAAAAUUUCUUUCCAUUUCUUGUGAAAAGACAAUUUUGCGUCCCAGAGAAGAAUUCACAAUAUCUUCAGGAUUGCCUUCCAUUUUUACGUACCUUUUCAAGGUUGUUUGGGGCACGUCGUGGGUUCUCGCACUCUUUUUGUAACCCAUCUGACCUUGUCUGACAGCUAAAAUUGCUGAAAUCAUUUGCUGCUUGUCCCAAACUUUCCUUUUUUUAGGCAUCUAAAAUAAAAUAUUUAUUAUUAAUCAAAAAGUAAAUAAUUAUAUCCUAAUAUGUGGUACCCCAAAUUAGGAGCAAAUUAGAUUUUUGGAAGGGGCAACUUUUUACAAAAAUUAAGAUGUUUUAUUAAAAAUCAUAUUCAUUUUCAUAAACUACGCAAAAUGUAAUAAAGGAUAGUAUUAUUAAAAGUUUUAAAACAUACCUUUCAAGUCGCUUAAAAUAUCCUGAUCUACAACCGGCAAAAAAACUUUAUUUUUCAAACAAACUUAUUUUAACCUUAAACGUCAAAACAAACUACGUCUUUGCUUCAAGAAGGGAAUAAGCGCUUCUGGCGCAUCUUCGUGAUUGGUACGUAAUGCAGAUAAUAGAUGUCGCAACUAGUUCUAGCUCAAAAUUGAACUACCCCAUAUUAGGGACUAUCCCCAUAUUAGGCGACUUUCCUUUACAGUUAAUAUAAGCACAAUGAAACCUAUCAAGCUGGGUACGAUUAUUUUUUUAUAUAGAAAAUAAAAGUGGUUUGGGCCACUCUGGCAUUUGGUUAUAUAAGAAAAAAUUAGGCUACUUAACUGCUUAAUUUUAAGCUUAUUUAUAUUAAUGGAGAUGUUUUUGAAUACAAAAAUAAAAGAAUUUUUGACACUGAACUUCUGAAUUAAUAGAUUUUUUGAUAAUUUUACUAGGUAACACAAAAAAUCACUUAAAUAUCCCUCACGCCAAAUAUUAUUUUCCGACAAUAUCUAUUAUUAAAAAUAUAGUUAAUAAAUAAUUUUUUUUAUGAUUUAAGUUUCCAAUUAUGAGAGUUUUCCUGUGGAGUAACAAUUUUACCAGGUAACACAAAAAAAUAAUUUUCAUUUAUCAGUCAUAAAUUAAUUAAUUUUAAUUUCAUCGAAAGGCUUAGGGGCCUCCCUACCUCUUUUGACAAUGUUUGCAAGAACCGCAUAUUUUUGAAUAAUUUUGUCAGAAUGAAAUGAAUUGUUUGACAAUUUUUCCAAGACAAAACAUAUGUAAUUUCCGAGUAUAUGUCUCUAAUCUUCCAAAAAAAUUCGGAUAAUUUUUAAAUUAUUUUUUUUCAACGCAAACAAAAAUUUUAGACAGUUUUUGAAAAAAAGACGAUGUUUCGAGAAAUUUUUGUAAAAAACAAACACAUUUCUUGACAUUUUUGCUAAAAAAAUUAAUUUUUUGAUCAUUUUCGGUAGUAUUUCCAAAAAAGAACGCGUUUUUUCCAGAUUUUUUUCUACUCGUCACUAAUUUAUAACACCCUGCAUGUUGCCACUGUUUAUAUUUGCAAAUCUCGUCUACUCUUCAGCCUCUCCCCCUUUCUACAGUGGGAUUUUUUUUCUCUUUUUAAGUGCAAAUACUGACGCAACAAAUUGAUCUUUAAUUUUAAGUGCCAUUCGUAGAGCCGCAUUUUUAUUCUAGAUUAGGAAAAUGUAUGUAUAUUUUAGGCAUAAAUUAUUAUUAUGUAAGUGUGAAUGUAAAGAAAUUAUUCGAUAUUUGUGACAACAACAAAAAAAACUGAACGCUACAGGGUGAUCACAAGCAGUGGCUUAUUAUGGUUUCCAUUUUAACACAAAUGUUUCGUCGUAUCUCUCAUUCAAGUAUAAUAGUAUAACUAGGAGUAUCUAGAAAAAGUGCUAGGAGGUAUUCGUUUUUUCUUGCGGAAAAAGAAAGAGACAAGUGAAAAUCUUGUUUUUUUAACGUUUUUUGCAUAAACAGGCUUUUCACCAAUUCCCUAAGUAAUAUUUGUGGUCUCCCUGUAGAACUUCAAUAUUUAUGUUAUUUUUUUAUAAAACCUAAUAAUAAAUAUUACGAUACUUCUAAAUGUUGUAAAAUCGUUUUAGAUGGACGUAUUUUACGAUUUAAUUGUUUUUACUUUAUUUUUUACGAGUGGGGUUUAACUGACAUAUCACGUUAAUUUGACGACAAGACGGUUAUUUUUAUUGUGUAUUUUAUUAUAGAUUAAAUAUAUUUUUAGGAAUCCUUGCUCAGUAAAUUGUGAUUGUAUCUUACGGUUGCAAUAAGUUUAACACGAAAAUGCGUCAAUCUAAAAUAAAUUGCUUUAAUUAGAAGAUCUAGAUCUAGAAUGUAAUUUAAUUAUUUUUUUUUUAACUGGAUAAUUGAUUCUAUGUGCCAAGCUAGUUAAUUUUAAGCCAUUUUUUUUUAAUUUAAUAAGAAGACAAUCAAUAAUUUUGUAUUUAUGUACUUGUGGGCCAUAUUUUGUUGUGGGGGUUGCAAACUAAACAAAGAUUAAUUGUCACAGAAUUUUUUCUUAUGGGACAUUUUGUAUUAUAUGUACAAAAAUAAAAAAGAUAUUGUUAUUUAAAAUGUUUUCUAAACAUUUUUAAGUCCCAGUUUAGGGGUUAAUAUCUGAUUUAUUUUUUCACGUCAUAGAAAUAUGAUACAAAUCAUGUUCUUUUUAUGACGUUUACCAUAGGGUGUCGUAAAAAAAUCGAAAUUCUAUUCAUAUCGGGGGAUUUUUUAAUAUUUUCCUGAUAUCAUUGCUCUUUUGCCAUUUAUCACCAACGUAGUUUUGCGACUUUUUGUUCCAAGUAAGAUAUUUUACUUAAAAAUCCGAUGUUUCGACUUUGGUUAUCAUCAGACGAAUGUCUUGUAUUAUUUAUGUCGUGCUCGAUACUAUUAACAUAAAUCUGUUUUUCUCUAAUGCACCAAGUACUAAAAUAAUUCUUAAAUUAUGAAUAAAUUAGUUAUUUUAGUGCAUUUAAUAAUGUGGUGUGCUAAAAAAUACAUCAUUUACAUCCUUAACAUUGUGUAAGAAGGGUAUAUCCGAAACUGUGUUUAGAUGCCAAAUUUUUCAUUUUUCCAAAAAUUUUAGAUAAUUUUUGGAAAAAGAUAAAUUUGUAUCUUUUUAAUAAAACAGCCUGUAUAAACGGUAUACAAGAUAAUAUACAGGAUUCCUCUAUCACAAAAAAAAAAAAUUUGGCAACGCUUGCAGACAGCAUAUGAACCCGCCCUGUUGCCAAAACAGAUGUUUUUUUUAAAUUCUGAACUAUUGCACCUAAGAAGGUUAUUGGGGCUUGAUUAAUGAUAACAAUGCUGCCAAAUUUACAUUAUUUUUCACAAAUUGUAGGUAAUAUCUGAAAACUAGUAAGUUUGAAUCAACUUAAUAUCGUAACAGCACUUAGAACCGUGUUGUUGCCAAAACCAAUAAAUUUUAAAACAUUCGGCAAUAACGCAGCUUUUUAUGCUGACUGCAAGCAAUCGGCUAAGGUUAUAAAAUGAGAGUUGCCAAUGCAGUAUAUCGUCGUUGUCACGGCAAUAUCUGCUAUGUGAAAAAACUUGUUUUUGUAGUAGAAAGGGAAAACUAGACCCUUGUGACAAUUAUAAGUUUAAAAUUUUAUUAAGGUAAUGGAAUUUUGGCAGAACCAUUUCAGAAUAUAUUGUGAUAGUAAAAAACAGAAAAUAUAGUAGGGUUUUUUGAUAGUUUGUAAAAAUUGUAAAGUUUGUAAAAAAACGUUGCUUACACAUAGCAGGUAUUGAUUGUCAUUACUAUAUACAUAGCAGAUGUUGGCAGUUGACUUUUUAAACAUGUCAUAUUUUGGGUUUUUACCAAGAUGCACAUAGCUGGUAUUUCUCAAUAAAAAUUAAAAGAAAGCAAUAAAAAGAGUUUAGAAACCAGUUUAUUAUUUCAAAAUUACAUUGUAAUUAUUAGAGGUAUGAUGUAAUACAUACAUAGAUAGUAUUUAAAGAUGCGGCAGAGAAUCAUAAAAGGCAUGAUAAUCAUGUUCGAUUACUUUUUUUAGUUCUUGCAAGUGUUCAAAUUGUUGCUUUGUUAUUUUUAUUGGAGCUAAAUGUAGUUGCUGCGGUUCAGACGAAAGCUCUGUAGAUUGUAGUUUAUUGCGACUUUGACGAGGUUUUUUUUGAAUUCAAUCUAAUCAUCGCUGUGAUUCAAUUUGUACUUCAUGAUGCCGGAUGGCAAAUAUAAUAGUCCACGUAUAUCUGUUACUUUUGCGUCUCUUCCAGGUUUUAUUGAACCAAAACUGCCUUUAACAUUAUCGUAUUUUUUAAAAAAAGUAAAGUUUAAGUUAUGUACCCUGUAUGGAUGAUGGUCUCUUGCCUGCCUCAUUCGACUGAUAUAGUCACAUGGCGCAUAAAUUGAGGGCUUAAAGUAUGCCUCAAGCGAGGAAUGAACUGAGUCAGCCUCCAUCAUUGUAUGCCCACCUUCUAAGAUGAGCUGCUCUAUGGUAAUAUUUAAAUUUUUUGCUAAAUUAUUAAGGGCACUAGAAAUAAUCUUAUUGCGGUUCUGAUACCCGCAACCAUCGGAUAUCAGAACAACAUGCUUGUAAGUUUUCUCUUGAAUAGCAUUUUCGAUGUAAUGAACAAUGCACGUUGUAAAUUCGUUUGAAGUUACACCGCCAUUGCUUUCGUGCCAAACAUAAAGAUCCACACUUUUGUCGUUAAGUGCGUAAACUGUAAAAUUAUGGAUUUGCAAUUUCUUUUUGUAAUAUACUGCAGACGCUUCCAGCUUUGGCGCCAAAAGGACACUUUGCAAGUCCAUUGUUACAAUUAGCUUUUCAUUCGAGGCAGAUUCUUUUGCGCUUUUUUUAGCUUGCUCAGCCUCGUUUUUCUUCCUUAAGUGGUCAUUUUAUACAUUUUCUGGGACAUUACCUGUAUUCCACGAGCAACAUAGAUCACAUUGAUCCUUCCUAGGUUUGUGAAUAGCAAUUUUCUCAGAUUUUAAGAUAUUUGUAAAGAGUGUACGUGAUACUGGUUUUGUGUUCUUUUCUGUGCAAAAAUUAACGUACACUUUAUAAAUAUGGAGGGUUGAUUUAAAUACAGAUUCAAGGUACAUUUCUGUAGAAGAGCUCCGACAAUAAUGGCUCGGGACCUUCGGUAAAUCUUUCAACCACUGACGGGCUUGCAUUUUCAUAUAUUUUGUUACAUUUGAUUUAGCCUGAUUUGCAACAUAAUUUUCAUCCGAGUUUUCUUCACUGUCUAUAUCUUCUCGGUUAUUGCUUGAGUCUUCGGUUUGAUGAAAAUUGCUGGCUCAUCGUUCAAACAUAUUUCGUCCCAAAUUGAAAGUAUGAAGUAGCAUUGUUCUGCAUACUAACACUUUUUCACCUGAAACAACAGAACGAAUAAGAAAUGGUUAUUUUACUAAAAUAAACAAGAUGUUACCAGUUUCUAGUGGGAGAUAACAAGAAUGAGACUGUUUUUUGCGAUUGUCUGUUUUAUUGCUAUUUUCUUUUCUCCUUCUUUUUAUAUCUGGUCGAAACUAAACCUUUAAGGUAAGAUUUUCUUGAAACCCAGCUUGGCAAACUCCAAAAAUAAUCGAAUGCUUUCUUUCUUAGUUCUUCCGUUAUUUGAUGACACAGAAAACUCUUGCUUGUCUUUUUUCUAGAUGUUUCACUAUGAAAGCAUCUACAUUUCAUAUCUCUUCUUCCUUACUUUGUCAUGCCUUAUAAUUCCUUUUUUUGACCGAGUGUACCCUAUGUAGCUCUCACCUCUCAGUCUUUUUAACUUAGUUACUUCUCGGGAUUUUUGCAGCUUGUUUAUGGUGCUACUAGCUUCUGCAAGAAUUUCCCUCUCAUUUAGCAAAUCAUGAUUUUCUUCUUCCAAAAUUUCUAUUUCUACUUCGCCCUCAACGUCAUGAUUAAUAUUUUCGUCAUGUCCUGAGUAGUCUAAUACUUCUUUGUCAUUAAUUUGGAUUAUUAGGUUCUGACUUUUCAUUUCAUGUAGUACAUCAGGAGACAACAUAAAAUUUUCAUUAACUGGGACCUCAAAUAAUACAGUCGGUUGAGCAUCUGCAUUGACUACCUCAGAAGUUGUUUCAUGUACAUCUAUAACAUAAAAACAUAAUAACAAUGUACUAAUGUAAAGUUAAUAAUUAUCUUUAAUUUGACAAUAACGUAGGAGAAUAGCAGAUACAUAAUUUUUAAAUUUGUUGUCUUUUAUAUUGCAAUUUAUAUCUACAAAAACACCAACAAAUUAAUACUUACGUAUAGUUAAUUCUUCAGGGUUAGAUUUAUUAAGGUUCUUUGAUAAUAGUUUGCGUAAUGGUUCAUUGUCAUCCGAUAAAUUUUCAUGAGCAGCUGCUUGAGACUGGCAACUACUCUCAUAGUUAGGGCCCUUGAUUCUUAAUAAUUUUCUUAGAGGUUCAUUAUCAUCUUCUGAAUCCGAUAAAUCGUCAUAAGCAGUUAAAAGCCUUACUAGUUGAUGCUUUAAAGAGAAGACCCAAAAACCAAAUUAUUUAAAAGCAACAAAAUAACUAAACAUCCAACUUAGCAGAAUUGCGGUAAUUAUCUUUUAAAGCCAUUUUUACCAUGAAUUUUCCACGAGAACACAUUUUUUAUUUGUUUAAUCGCGAAACACAACAACACAAAUUAAAUCCCAACCUAAAUAUUGUUAUUAAACUAAAUAAAAUAAUGAACUUGCCUUUUUGAGGUUAUGUAAUAUCUGCUAUGUGACAAUUUUUUUCCAGUCACAUGGUAAAUUCUUGGCAGAAAUUUAUGUCAUGUGUUGGUCUUAGCACAUAGCAUUAAUUACAAUUUAGUGCUUCACAUAGCAUAUAUAAAAUUACUGUAUUUGCCGGUCUUCUGUAGAGAAAUAUGCACAUGGCAUAGUUUCGUUCUAUAGAAAACAUAGCGUAUAUUUCUAUGUGGCAAAUAGGUCAAAUUGGCCAAAAAUUCACAUAGCAGAUAUUGCAGUGACAACGACGAUAUACAAGUUGUUUCUUUUUAGAAAAUAUACGGGAAAAAUGACAACAAAGCCAAAAAGUAAAGUAAGCUAGUAAACCGCACGUAGAACCGCGAUGUUUCUAAAACAGGUAGUUUUUGAUAAUUUCACAGUGACUACGCGGGGGUGUAAUGAUAUCAAUGUUGCCAAAUUUCUGAAAAAUACUAAAUUUAUAUAUUUUUCAUGGAACACCUUGUAUACACGGUAUUACCAUUUUUUCACAUAUUGUAGGUAAUUUCUGAAAAAUGGUAAACUUAAAUCUUCUUAGAACUGCACACACAAUUGCGCUGUUGCUAAAACGGAUAAAAUCCGCCAUCAAAACAAAACAUUUGGCAACUACAUUGUUCUCUAUGCUGUCAACAAACCAUCCUUUGAGGUUAUGCGUUGACACUGGACAGAUUCUGUCAAUCACUUCAUAAACUGAUGUUGUCACAUUAAAGUUCAAACUUCAUUAGUCCUAAGAGUGUUUUAUUUAGAAUUGUUUGGCAUGCAUUCAAAAAUUUUCUAUGCGAGUAAUGCCAUUUAAAAAAAAAAUAACAGAAAAUUUGACAAACAACGCCAAGAAGGCUUAUAAACAGCACAUAGAACCACGACAAGUUAAGUAGUUAACAUUUCUCAUUAACAAUAAUUGUAUCAAAAAACAUAAUUUUUGAAAUUCAUUAUUUUUAUAUAAUUUCAGAUUAAGUAUCUUUAUAAAUCAAGGAAGCUUUUUGAUUUUUAAGCCUCACCUUUUCUUUAUAAAAUUAUUUCCUUAAUUUUUUUUGGUUUUUUAAUACCCUGGUUUUUGGUGGGUCUUAAAUUAUCAAUAUUGUCUUACUCAUUUAAUUAAUUUUGUCAAUUUUAUACUUUCUGCAUAUCAAAUAAUGAUAUAUUUAAAAAACUUGACUUCUUGAAAACUAGAUUGGGUUUGAACGUAGCAAUUGGCAACAAAGCAGUUCAUUAUGCUGUGUACAAGCCACCCUUUAAGGGUGUUGUUACAUGUAAAGUUAGGGACAACCGAUGUUUUUUAGGGUAUUUUAUUUUGCAACCCUUUAAUCAUUAUUAUGGUUCAUAUAAGGAUUUCAGGAUGAUCCAAUUUGAUCAUCCAUACAUAUAGUAUGUCUUAUCAGCUUUAAUUUUGUAAUACUAAUGCCACAACAAUCACACAAAUACUCAACUCUAUUCUAGCAGCUAUAUUAAGCUUAUGAUUAAGUUCUAUUCAUACAGGAUGUUUCUUUAGGGCCAAACUACUUAAAUUUUACAUGAGGAUUUUCUGUUUGUUUAAAGUUUUUCACUCUGUAGCAGCUGGUCAACCUCUAAUGCAACACCCUGUAGAUUGUUUCUUACUGUCAGUGUAAAAAGUUAUUGUAUUAUAUCAACGUUCAUAUCUUUUAAUUUGAGCUACAGACCGGUUCGCUCUGUAGUGUCCAAAGAAUUUCUUAUAAUGUAUUUUAGGUAACAAAUUCAUAUCAAUUUAUUUAUCAAUUGUCAACUUUAUCGCAGUCCCAUUAUUAUUCUCCUUAUCGUAUUUCAUUUUUUUAUUUAUGUAUAUAUAAUAUCCGUUAUGUACUUUGUAUGUGACUUAAGCAAUAUAUUUAGUUUAAUUAUU